UCUUACCCUUCACCCUAAGUCUCCAUUGACACUGCAGAGAACUAGAAGUAUAUAGCUAGGCACCCUUCUCUCUCUCUCUCCCUCUCCUAAAGUCUCCAUUGACACUGCAGAGAACUUCUGCAAAGAACUAGAAGUAUAUAGCUAGGCACCCUUCUCUCUCUCUCUCCCUCUCCUAAAGUCUCCAUUGACACUGCAGAGAACUUCUGCAAAGAACUAGAAGUAUAUAGCUAGGCACCCUUCUCUCUCUCUCUCUCUCCCUCUCCUAAAGUCUCCAUUGACACUGCAGAGAACUAAAUAGCUAGUCACCAUUCUCUCUCUCUCUCUCGCAUGAGCGCACGAGGAUCAGGGGAGUCGCGCGCGCACACAAUACAGAGACAAUUGAGCAAAAAAUUUCCACUAUUCACACAACAGUUUACAAAAAACUCCCGCUGGAGGAGGAGCAACGCGAUCGACAUCUCUCUCUCAUGGGUAAUGCAGCAGCAUCAUGUGCACCAUCAAUAAUCUGCAGUAGUACCGGAGCAGUCAAGGUCUUGUUCAGCGACGGAACGCUAGAAAUCUACACGAGGCCAGUCAUGGCAGGAGAGCUAAUGCUGCAAAACCCGGGACACUUCGUGUGCGACUCGAGCCAUCUCAAGGUAGGGCACCGGAUACCGGGGCUCUUGGCCGAGGAGGAGCUCGACCUGCAGCCGGACCGCUGCCGCCACGGCCAACAACGAGGACUCUACUAUCUCCUUCCGAUGGAGAUGCUGUAUUCGGUGCUGACGAACGAGGAACUCAAUUCUCUCAACGACAAGGCCUGCAAGGCGUUGAAGCAACAGGGCACGGGAGGGAUUAAUGGGUACUUGAGUUUCCCGAAGAUAUUCCCCGCGGCAUUUGGCGAGUUUUGUCUGUUUCCGAACGAUCAUUCGGAAACCAAGACGACGUUGUACUCGGAAUCUGUGGCGGUGGCCGCCACAGAUUCGAGCCAUUCGAGGCAGAGGUCGUGGACGCCGGCGUUGGAGACCAUCCUCGAGACUCCGCCGCGGAGGCUAAUUGGAUGAUCACGAACUUGGGUCUCUAAUAUUGUUUUCAUUUCGGCUUUUUUUGUUUUUCUUUUGAUGUUUUGGGAAAUAGUAAUAAUGGAAAAACGUUUGGAAACGCUUACGUUUUGUUGUGAUUUUGCGGAGACCUUAUUUUGUACUAAAUGAGAGAAGGGUAUGGCACACAUUGCGCGUACAAUAGUGGCUUUGUUACGGAUUUUUAAGUUCA
Messenger RNA from Rhododendron vialii, 1248 nucleotides. RefSeq lists its product as uncharacterized. The transcript has a single exon. The record is from RefSeq and is a predicted model, not a curated record. The coding region runs from base 465 to 1040 and encodes 191 amino acids. Lineage: Eukaryota; Viridiplantae; Streptophyta; Magnoliopsida; Ericales; Ericaceae.